AUGUAUAAUGGGUCUGAUGGUCCAUCAUCAUUUUCAUUGUACGUCUUAAAUCCACCAGCUCAGACGCCAUCAACGAGUUCUGUAAAAGUUUUUGAGGCUCCACAGCAAGACUUAUCCAUUUUUAUGAUUUUAUGGGAAAUGUUAGGAAGUUCGAAACAUGGCGUACGUUGUAACUACACAUGA
Messenger RNA from Clunio marinus, 183 nucleotides. Lineage: Eukaryota; Metazoa; Arthropoda; Insecta; Diptera; Chironomidae. The record is from the annotation of a GenBank genome assembly.